Penicillium concentricum is the source of this 1080-nucleotide messenger RNA. It is a transcript of the gene easM, whose product is annotated as cytochrome P450 monooxygenase easM. The record is from RefSeq and is a predicted model, not a curated record. Lineage: Eukaryota; Fungi; Ascomycota; Eurotiomycetes; Eurotiales; Aspergillaceae. The transcript is spliced from 3 exons. Bases 1 to 1080 code for a protein of 359 amino acids. Gene Ontology annotation, molecular function: monooxygenase activity; iron ion binding; oxidoreductase activity, acting on paired donors, with incorporation or reduction of molecular oxygen.
AUGUCAGGGAAGGUUGGUAUUCUACUCGAAAAAGCCUGGGGCGAUGAGUCGAAUUGGCACAAUGUGGUCACAAAAUCUUCCGUCCACGAAAUCAUCGGCCAUAUAUCGGCCUUUCUAUUCUACGGGCCGGAAUUAUCCAAGAAUCAAGAAUGGCUGGAAGUCACAGAAGAGUAUACUUCGAUUGGAUUUGAAGCAGCACGCGAGCUACGCCUUUGGCCCCAUAUUCUUAGACCCUUUAUUCACUGGUUUCUGCCCUCUUGUCGUCGACUGCGGUAUCUUGCCAGGAGAACACGGAGCUUGAUCGAGCCGGUUAUCGCCGCUCGAGAGCUCGAGAGCUCCAGACGUGAGGCAGAGGGCCAGGAGCCACUCACAUACGACGACGCGAUCGAAUGGACCAAAAAAGCUGCCAAGGGGCGUCAGUACGAUGCGGCGAUGAGCCCGUUGCUUUUCUCGAUCAAUGCCCUCCACACAACCACCGACCUAUUGACGCAGACCCUUCUAGACCUCAGCACGAGGCCCGAAUUGAUCCAGGCCCUGCGUGAGGAGGUCAUCUCAGUUCAACCCCAGGAAAAAUGUUGGAAGAACUCAAUCCUAGGGCAACUACGGCUGAUGGAUAGUGCCGUGAAAGAAAGCCAACGACUGAAACCCACUGAGUCGAUCCUUAUGAGAAGGUCCGCGAUGCAAGACAUUACCUUCGCGGAUGGCACCCAAAUUCCCAGAGGGACAGUGCUCGGCAUCCCCAUCUUCAACAUGCGAAACCCAGAAAUAUACCCCAACCCUGACACAUACGAUGGCCAUCGAUUCAUGAAAAUGCGGAAGGAGACUGGCUCUGAUGGAGUAAGCCAGCUUGUUGCGACAAGUCCAAUUCAUUUGGGUUUUGGUCAUGGAAUCCAUGCAUGCCCAGGGCGGUUUCUUGCAGCAACCCAGGUUAAAAUCAUACUCUCCCAUAUGGUGAUGAAAUAUGAUUUCAAGCUGGGUGAUGGCUCAGAGACGAAGUUUGAUUCUUUUGGUAUAGAGUUAAUCUCAAAUUCGGAAGCGACACUGGCAGUCAGGAGAAAGGAAGACGAGGUAAAAUUCUAG